This is a messenger RNA of Humulus lupulus (European hop), 1590 nucleotides long. RefSeq names its product 26S proteasome non-ATPase regulatory subunit 13 homolog A. Gene Ontology annotation, cellular component: cytosol; nucleus; proteasome regulatory particle, lid subcomplex. Gene Ontology annotation, biological process: ubiquitin-dependent protein catabolic process. The transcript has 6 exons. Gene Ontology annotation, molecular function: structural molecule activity. Bases 73 to 1230 code for a protein of 385 amino acids. NCBI's taxonomy places the organism in Eukaryota, Viridiplantae, Streptophyta, Magnoliopsida, Rosales, Cannabaceae. The record is from RefSeq and is a predicted model, not a curated record.
CCUCAGAAAUCUCUCCCAUUGCACCUCUCUCUCUCUCUCUCUCUCUACCAACACUCUCUUUGUGACUCAGCCAUGGCCGCGCUGCAAUACCUAGAGUCUCUGCGCAGCACACAUCCAGAGCUGGGUGAUUGGUACAAUUCGCUUGCAGAUCUGUACCAGAAGAAGCUCUGGCACCAACUCACUCUCAAGCUCGAGGAGUUCGUAGCCCUUGCUGUCUUCCAGGCUGGAGAUGCUCUGAUACAAUUGUAUCAUAAUUUCAUCACCGACUUUGAGACCAAAAUCAAUCUUCUCAAGCUUGCACAUUUUGCAGUUAUUGUUUCUCGACAGUAUCCUGAAAAAGAAGCGGCCAUUGGGUAUCUUGAAGGGGUGAUAGAGAAGCUUAGAGCCACUCGGGAGCAGCGUAUAGAGGAGCCAGUUCUUUACAUUAAGAUGCAAAUUGCCAUAUUCAAACUUGAGCAAGAUCAAAAGGAGUGCAAAAUCCUUCUAGAAGAUGGAAAGACUACAAUUGAUAGCAUGACUGACAUUGAUCCGUCUGUGUAUGCCAUUUAUUAUUGGGUUUCUUCUCAAUACCAUAAAUUUCGUCAAGAAUUUGCUGAGUUCUACAAAAGUGCUCUUCUUUACUUAGCGUAUACCUCAGUGGAAUCUCUGUCAGAAUCAUUUAAGCUGGACUUGGCAUUUGAUUUAUCACUUUCUGCACUGCUUGGGGAUAAUAUCUACAACUUUGGCGAGCUGCUGGCACAUCCUAUUAUUAAGAGUCUUCUUGGGACAAAGGUUGAGUGGCUCUACUAUAUUCUUCAAGCAUUCAACGCUGGUGACUUAGUUCGCUAUCAGGAACUAUGUCGUGUGCACAAUGCUGCUUUGAGGGCUCAACCAGCCUUGGUUGAGAAUGAGAAGAAGCUUCUGGAAAAGAUUAACAUUCUUUGUUUGAUGGAAAUCAUCUUCAGCCGGUCAUCUGACGACAGGACUAUACCUUUGAGUAUAAUUGCUGACCGCACUAAACUUUCAAUUGAGAAUGUGGAGCAUCUUCUCAUGAAGAGUCUUUCUGUUCAUCUGAUUGAGGGCAUAAUUGAUCAAGUUGAUGGAACCGUGCAUGUUUCCUGGGUGCAACCAAGAGUUUUGGGGAUUCCACAGAUCAAAUCUUUGCGAGACCGACUGGACAACUGGUUGGAUAAAGUGCACACCGCAUUGGUAUCCAUUGAGGCAGAAACACCUGACUUGGUUGCAUCGUGAGUUUGAUUUCUUGAUAAGUUUUCAGGCCAUUGUAACAUUUUCUUAACAAGAAAGGCAGUAAACAUGGGUGGCCUCAAAAGAUUUAGCCUAGUUUGCUUGGGCAGAUGGGCCUUCUUUGUACGCCCCUGCUUUUUCUUUUUCAUAUUGCCUCUCCUGCGUUUCUUGAAUCAUUUUUCUGAAAGGAGUUGCUUAUGAUACAUCACUUCGGAGUAGUAAAUUCUAUAGUGGCAAUGCCUAGAGACAUGGUGAUCCAUUUGCUGAUCCAUUAAAAGACGGCUGUUAUUUACUUUCUUAGCUUUGAUAUUGAACCAAUGUAUUUGGAAUUUUUCUUAGUUACAGUUAUGUGAUCCAUUUGAUUCA